Molecule: messenger RNA, 768 nt
Organism: Lynx canadensis (Canada lynx)
Lineage: Eukaryota; Metazoa; Chordata; Mammalia; Carnivora; Felidae
Gene: TVP23A
Product: trans-golgi network vesicle protein 23 homolog A
Exons: 7
Coding region: 100-768 (222 amino acids)
Biological process (GO): vesicle-mediated transport; protein secretion
Cellular component (GO): Golgi membrane
Source: RefSeq, a predicted model, not a curated record
AGCGCAAGCUCCCCGCGCCGCUCCCCACCGGGCCCAAGGCAGCGAGAGGCGGAGUCCUUGAGCCUGGGCUGUGGGCUCCAGGUGGGCUCUGGGGAGAGGAUGAAGCAGGCCCUGGUGGACGAUACUGAGGACGUGUCCCUGGACUUUGGCAACGAAGAGGAGCUGGCCUUUCGGAAAGCAAGAUUAGGUUAUGGGGCUUCUGGGUUCUUUCCUAGGCACCCGUUGGCCACCUUUUUCCAUCUGUUUUUCCGAGUGAGCGCCAUCGUCACCUAUGUGUGCUGUGACUGGUUCAGCAGAAGCUUUGUGGGCUGCUUUGUCACUGUGCUUCUCCUCCUGUCCUUUGACUUCUGGUCUGUGAAGAACGUGACCGGGAGACUGCUGGUGGGCCUCCGCUGGUGGAACCACAUAGACGAAGACGGGAAGGGCCGCUGGAUUUUUGAGGCCAGAAAGGCGUCCCCGCAGCGCAGCGUGGCCACAGAAGCGGAGGCGCGCAUCUUCUGGCUUGGCCUCGUCAUCUGCCCGCUGAUUUGGACCGUGUUCUUCUUCAGCACCUUGUUCUCCUUGAAGCUCGAGUGGCUGGCCCUUGUGAUAGCUGGGAUUUCUCUCCAAGCUGCUAACCUCUAUGGCUACAUCCUUUGUAAGAUGGGAGGUGAGAGGGACAUCGGCAAAAUCACAGCCAGUUUUCUGUCCCAGAUGGUGUUCCAGACGGCCAGCCCAAGGGACUUCCAGAAGCCUGGCCUCAAGGGGCUGGAGAUUCACAAGCAUUAG